CUCAGAUCUCGUCAAGAUCAAAGGACGCGCCUCGAUCAAAACGUUCGAAACGGCGUGACGGUGCCGAAGGGCAUCAACGAACUGGCAGAGCGUCAAUCCCAAAGCCAUCGAGACCGACUGUCCCGGCACAGCGUACCACGCAACAUCAGCGAGCGAAGAUAUGCAGUCAUAGCUGUCUGAGACUGGGACGUCGGGUCACAAUGGCACGACAGUGGACGGAGGAGCGCCUGCGGCUCGCGCUCAGGACGACCUACACAGUCUGCAGAGCCGAGAAGGAGCCUUACAUCGGCAUAGACAUCAGCAAUGUCGUCGAGGAGAAGCUCCGUCAACGGCCACAAUUCGCCGGCUUUCAUUUCUUCGGGCCCAUGAUCCGUUCACGCAUCAUGAACGGCAAGACUGUCUACAAUGGCGUCAAGGAGCUCGAGAGGCUCUGCGACUAUGAUCGAAAGAGAGGCACUAGCGUCUCUGAAUCUGCUUUCGAGGCAGCUUGUGAGAAAGCAGGCCUGGACAAGAAACAUCUUGUCAAAGUGACCCGAAAGGGCCUCGAUCCAUAUUGGCUACACAUUUGGCACGACAUGGAUCGCUUCUACAAGCUACAAAAUAGACUGUACAAAGCCUUGGACGAAGACAAGUCGCUCACUGAUGCCGCAAAUACCGAAGAGAGCUCCUCAGAGUCAGGGGCCGACACACCCGUCAGACGGCUCACGCGGACAUCUAACCAGAGUACACCUGUCAAGGCUGUCAUCGAAGCUGUGCCCCGAAAUGGCCCAAGACCACCUCCUAGACUGACUUCAAAAUCUAAGUCAGCGCCGAACCCUGUUGCAAAGCAGGAUGCCAAAUCACAGGUGAAACCAUCAGUCAAACGGACACUCAAGCCAGAUCCUGACGCUCGAUCUGAUCUUCGCGAACGCACUCGCGAACGCAAGAGGGCGAAAGUCGUCCUGUCGGCCACACCUUCGCCGCCCAAUGGGCAGAGACCGAUAUCAAAAGUGCAACCCAACGUUGGCGCGCUUGAACAAUUCGGGUAUAUCAUGGCUCAGAUGCAGAUGCACCCCCAGAUCAAGUCGUAUCUCUCCAACGGCAAAUUCGAAGAACUCUAUUCCAUCGCGCUCAGGCGGUCUGAUUUGGCAAAGGCGAUCGUACCUCUUGUCGAUAUCAAGGAUCCCGGCCGUCUAUUGCUAUGCUUGCAAGCGAUCGAACGGAUGGCGACUCUUGAUGCAUUCGAUAGUCGGGCCAGAUCUAGCCUUCACGCACCCAUCGACGUCAAUGAUGCGCUCACCGGGAUCUCAUACGAGCGUUCUCCGAUGCCGAUAUGAGAUGCACGGCUUCCAUGCCCGCGGACAGUAUGUCAUUGCCGAUUGUUGUUGUGUGCACGU
Mixia osmundae IAM 14324 is the source of this 1376-nucleotide messenger RNA. RefSeq lists its product as uncharacterized. Lineage: Eukaryota; Fungi; Basidiomycota; Mixiomycetes; Mixiales; Mixiaceae. The record is from RefSeq and is a predicted model, not a curated record. The coding region runs from base 201 to 1316 and encodes 371 amino acids. The transcript has a single exon.